UUAUGCUGAACAAACAAUAGUCAAUGAAAGAGGGAGGUACGGAACCAUUGCCGCUCCAGGUGUCGCACGAAACACACGGGGCACUUCGCUGUCGAUCCGUCUCGAUCUGGAUCAACGUCGGUCGAUGUCAUCACAUUGUUUCCUCGAUCUACAAACCAAGAUGAUGUGAUCGCUUUGAUUCGCAAUUUCAACGCUGUGGUCAUUUGGAAACUGCGGAUGCCACUCAGUUUGUCAUCAUCAUCUCGGAGUGUCACCUUGCGUUUGUGCCGUUGCCCCACAACUUCAUUACGUCAUUUAUAUCUUCCGAGGUGACCAGAAUGAAGCAAACGCUCAGCUGUUAAGAUGAUUCAUUGGAGAAAAAACUCCAGACAUAUUCAAGACAAAAGCAACACUGUCAACACAGAAUUACCAACAAUGGCACGUCUGACAAAGAGAACUUUUACCCAGACCGAAUGACUACAGGCGAGACAGACUUAAUAGGAUCUAAUAAGUUGGACAACAGAUAGCACCAUAGUGGAAUAUUUAAGCCUUGAGAUGGAGGUGGAACGGCCGGAAGUCGCAGAUGAAGAGACCUUCUCCAAGGGUGGACAGGACAACCCGGAUGGCAAGAAGAGUCGGGGUCACACUUGUGAACUCUGCGGAAGAAGUUUUCCUUUCCUCAGUUCCUUGUCCCAGCACAUGAGAAAGCACACUGGCGAGAAACCAUACAAGUGUCCUCACUGUGAUCACCGCUCAGCCCAGAAGGGUAGCUUAAAGGCCCACAUUCGCAGUCACAAACUGGAAGGCCUCAGCCAGAGCACUGGCGCCGAGGAGGAAGAUGUAGAUGAGGAAGGGGAAAAAGAAGGAGGGGUGCCAGAAGAUCAAGGUGGUUGCUCCAGUCCGACUGAGAGUACCUCAGCCUGCAACAAGGUUGUGAGCGGUGAAGAGGCGACCAAAGCGAGGAAGAAAGGUGGGAAGAAGGAAAGAACCUCCGGAGAGAAUGGCAAACAGUCAAUGCAGUGCUCUCAGUGCAGGAAAAGAUUGCCAAGUCAGGCAGAGCUUGAACAGCAUAUGCAGGAGCUUCACAAGGUCUUCCAAUGUGAACUGUGCCCUUAUGAGACCUUGCAGGAGGACCAACUGCAGGAUCACAUUGAGAAGGUACAUCCUAUUGAGGAGGAAUCUAUCACCAAAGAAGUCUCUACCAGCGAGGAAGCUGACGGUGCACUUGGUAAAGGCGAGUUCCCUUGUGAACAAUGUGACCAGGUGUUCACCCAAGCCUGGUUUCUGAAAGCUCACAUGAAGAAGCAUCAAAACAGUCUUGAUCACGGUUGCCGGAUCUGUGGACGGCGUUUUCGCGAGCCCUGGUUCCUACGUAGCCACAUGAAGACGCACAACACAAAGGUAAAACCAAAGAGUGACUCGUACCUUCCAGCUACUGUCAACGAGGUGGCGCAGGAUGAGUCCAACUUGGUGAAUGAAGUGUGUGUGUAUGAACUCUGUGCCAAGUGUGGUAACUUCUUCCAUGACCGCCAGAGCCUGCAACUGCACGAGCAGGUCCACAGAAAUAUUGAGCAGCCUCCUAACAAUACCUCCUGCAGUGAAAAGGACUUCACAUCUGCCACUAAGACAAGCUUCUUGGAAAGCCUACACUUAAAACCAGCAGGAAAGGAAGAGAACCCUAUUGAAGGAACUCUAGGGAAAAGAAUUCCAGAGCUCGAUCCAGUAAGUAGCUACCAGGCUUGGCAACUGGUCACCAGAGGCAAACUGGUGGAGGUAUCUGAGAAGAGCCUGGGUUGGGAAGAGAGGUUAGCCGAUGCAGAUGUAGCAUAUGACAGGGGAAAGGGCGAGAACGUCUUGACCAGACAGGACAAGCGGAAGAAAUCACUCGAUGCGACUGUGAGUAUCCCAACCAAGAAAAGGAGAGGGGCUGGAACCCAAGGCUCCAACACAGAUCAGCACAGCAAUAGAGAAACAAACAGCCAGGUCCUGACAGGUGAGCGAAGCCCGGAGAAUCUGAGUGACUCAGAGUACCGGCCUACUUCUCGUCCUAGCCGUAAGAAUUCCCAGAAAACCUCAGAGUGCUUGGAGUGCGGAAAGGGCUUCCGCACACAGCAACAGAUGGUGAUCCACAUGCUCAUCAGACAUGGUGGCUUGGGUGAAACCAUUGGUGGAAAUGGACUGUUCCGUAAAGCAGCUUCCAGCCCAUCUAAAGCAGGGGAAUCAGCAGGACACUUCAGGGAUCAAAGGCGGACAGGGUUAUUUGGGGACACAGAUAAAAAGCCAUACACCUGUGAGCACUGUGACUUUUGCACCUCGGAGCCCUCGGCCAUCGCUGCCCACGUCCAAACGCAUCAUUUGGCGAUCAGGGACUGGGGCCAGAGGAGUGAUGCCUUAACCAGCUCACUCAGCCAAAGCCAAACUCACCAAACGAGCCACACAGGCUUCCCAAGGCUGAGAAAUGCCCUUCUGCAGCAGCCGUACUGGCCCUACACCACCUCAACUCACCUGGAGAGGGCAGCACUGAGCGACGCCGCUUCAAAGACGGAGGAUGAAAAGAGCAAGGGGUUGAAAGAAAGUAGCGCCACUGAUAAAGUGGAUGCUAAUCUGCUUAAUCUCUCCAUUGAAGUGGAUAACGAAAAAGAAGGGGUUUCUUCGACACUUUUGAACAGUUUGGUCAGACACCAGUGUCCUUAUUGCUCUUAUGCAACACUGUAUCCAGAAGUCCUCUGGAUCCACCAACGAAUUGCACACAAAGUAGACAGCACUACGUUGGUGCCUAAGUGGGCCCCAAGGAACGGCCUCAAGGGGCCAAAAUCGCUUCUCGAUUUCAAGAGGCGCACCGGGCCACCUCCCUUUCUGGAGGGUAAGGACUGCCCGUCUCUGCCACAGAUGAGAGCUUCCCGAACGAGUCCACCUGAUUGCAGCCCUGGAGGGACAAAGAAAUCAAAACCUCAGACAAGUAGCAUAGAGUCCAGCUCUUCGCAAAGCAAGAGCUGGCACGCGGCCACAGCACCAGGGGCACAAUCUCACUCGUCCAAACAAAAGACCAGCAAGUCCAGGACGAGUGAUUUGGCAGGCAGUAAACACAAAGCAGACGUCCAUCAAAAUAGCUCAUCGCGGCUCACGGCAAGUCCUCAGAAGACUGGAACCCCAAAGACAGGAAGCAGAGUCAUGGGAGAAGUCUGCUACCUCAAGAAGGACUUCAUUUUAUGCUCUCUAGCAAACACAACCUCUCGGAUCAGAGGGACUCCAAAGCCCAUGCUCCUCAGACCCCUGGUAGGUCGGAUUCUCAAGCUCAGGAUACGCCGUCCGUGGCUGGGUAUGACCCCUGGAGCAGACUUGGCUCGAGUGGCCCAUCCUCUAACUCCCAGUCCAAGAGACAGUCAAAGGCGGAUGGUCCAGAAGCUGUGACGGACAUCAUGAGCUUCUUGAAGAACUGCAGUCCUCAUGAUUUAGCUGCCCUCUACCACCACUGGGGCUUCAGCAACACCAUUGCAGAGC
Molecule: messenger RNA, 3480 nt
Organism: Pimephales promelas (fathead minnow)
Lineage: Eukaryota; Metazoa; Chordata; Actinopteri; Cypriniformes; Leuciscidae
Gene: znf516
Product: zinc finger protein 516
Biological process (GO): regulation of DNA-templated transcription
Cellular component (GO): nucleus
Molecular function (GO): DNA-binding transcription factor activity, RNA polymerase II-specific; RNA polymerase II cis-regulatory region sequence-specific DNA binding
Source: RefSeq, a predicted model, not a curated record